Molecule: messenger RNA, 711 nt
Organism: Tinamus guttatus (white-throated tinamou)
Lineage: Eukaryota; Metazoa; Chordata; Aves; Tinamiformes; Tinamidae
Source: RefSeq, a predicted model, not a curated record
GCGUUGGUGCUGCUCGAGCUGGAAACCUUACUUUCAUGGUUGGUGGAGUGGAGCAAGAGUUUGAUGCUGCCAAAGAGUUACUGACGUGUAUGGGCUCUAAUGUGGUCUACUGUGGAGAGGUCGGAACCGGGCAGGCGGCAAAGAUCUGCAAUAACAUGCUCUUGGCAAUCAGUAUGAUUGGAACUGCUGAGGCUAUGAAUCUGGGCAUCAGAUUAGGGCUUGACCCAAAGCUGCUGGCCAAAAUCCUAAAUAUGAGCUCAGGUCGUUGUUGGUCAAGCGACACAUACAAUCCUGUUCCAGGAGUGAUGGAAGGAGUACCAUCUGCUAAUAAUUACCAAGGUGGCUUUGGAGCAACACUCAUGGCUAAGGAUCUUGGCCUGGCCCAGAUUUCCGCCACCAACACCAAGACACCAGUCCCUUUGGGGUCCCAGGCACAUCAGAUCUACAGGAUGAUGUGUGCAAAGGGCUAUGCCCUGAAAGACUUCUCGUCUGUGUUCCAGUUUUUACGUGAGGAGGAAACUUUGUGAGCUCCCUUCAGCAAUGGACAUGAUAGCAGAACACAUUUUUGUUGUUGUUUUAUUCCUUAUAGCUCAUUUGAGAAAUAUGUGCGUUUAAUCAAAUACUGUGCAUUGUGAUCCCAUACAAGAUGACUAUCUUUGGUUGUCUAGAUCACAACAAACUCCAGUAUUUUUUCAUCAGUUCUUGAAAAAG